AACGCAUGUUGUAGCGCAUAGCCGCGACAAUGCGCAUAUUAUUUUAACGGGAACACUUGAGCAGAACGCUAUCUUACAUGUGCAGCUUUCGCAAUUUGUGUGACAGCUAGCGCCAGUUUUCCAACUAGUGUUUGUUCUGUUUCGUAACAUGCAGUCCUCGACGUUCGUAAGCAAGGAACUGUAGGCAAGUUAUUGGGUGUUCCAAUGCUUUAACACAUGUCUGGUGAUUUGUCGAUAAGCAAUAUAAUUUACGCUCGCUCCGAUUGCAAUUUAGAUACAGCGCGGAUAGCAGUUAUGCGGGAAUAUAUUUCUUAAACUUCUAAGUUUAUAAUGCUGUCCGAACGCGCUUUUGCGAAGGUCGUGUUAACUUUUGGCACAUUGUUGCGCAGUGUGGGUAUUUCAUAUAUCAGUUGAAAUUUUCUGUUGGAUUGGUGGCGCAGUUGCCGUUCCGUUCCCGUCGUGCAUUGCUGCAUAUGGUCGCCAUUUUUGUCUAGGAGUCGGCUAGGCGAAGGCAUCACGAGGGGCUCCUCACGUUAGAUGGUUGUCUAGAAUAUUUUGAGCCAGUGGCGAUCGAUACUGGUAUUUGAGAAUGGACGCUAAUUAUAGUACAAGGUAUAAACUUUGAAGUUAUCCGUCCGAGAUAGGAUCUGUGAAAAUAUCCACUCGGAGGUGAAAAAAAGAAAAACACUCCCUCUGUCGGGAGGUAAUCAUGGCCGACAAAAUCUGUGGUGAUGGCAUUGGGAACAGUACUGCGAGGUUGUACAGCAGCGACGUAGAUUUAAUCACACCAUCAACAAUGUAUGGCAGCAGUCCGGGCGAACCAAGGACGUUAGUGCAAACCACGGACCCUGCCGGACCCAAAAAGAAGCCUACGUCGUUUCAGAUCACCAGCGUCACUGUCCAAGGCUCCCGGCUGAGCAACGACGGUGGUGAUGAAAGCGCCGACGACCUGGACGAGAGCCACACGGAGGAUUUAAGUUCUGACAUCCUGGAUUGUUCUAAAACGACUGACGUCGAGAAUGACCAGCUCUCGCCGACCGCGGAGAACGCAACAACGAUUGCGACGGCAGUCGAGCCGCCGGCCGGUGCCCCCAACACCAGUGAACCUGUGGGUGUGUCGACCAGUUCUUUAACUAGUGUCACUAUUCCGCCCGCGGUAGUGACCACUGGAGGCUCUCUAACAAUAGUCACUAGUGCAAGUAACCCUAGCAGCAACACCGCCCAUGAAGUGCCCAUCAACCCAGACCAUUGGCAGCGCCGGUUCAAAGUAGUGAAGAUCGUCAGCUCCGAGCCGUUCGGACGAGGGCGGUGGUUAUGCAUGGAUUUUGUGGAUCCGCCUGCGAUGCAGGGAGACUCGAAGCUUUCCGAGGAAAACCGCGAAACACGACAUGACCUACCCCCCGCUGUAUCCAACGAGGCUGUGGCCCACGUGUACGAGAUCCCUAUGGGACAGACGUACCCGACAAACAACCAGCAGGGUCCCCUGUACGGAAUCAUCUUGCCAGUCAGUCCCAAGGCGCAGGGAGCACCUCUGAGCGUUUUGCAGCCCGUGCCCGAGCAAGCAAAGGGCCAGUUGUCAUCGGUGGCACAUCAUGCGGCGGACGGUGUGGGGAUGAGUGGUGUUGCACCGGUGAACGUCCCAGCGUCGGUUCCCCCACCGGUUGUAUGUUCCACUCCGGUUUCAGCGGCUGUGUCUGCUUCUGGUCCCGUCCCAGCGGUGACGGCCACUGGACAGCUGACGGUGCCGGCGUCAGAGCAUGCAAUGGAAGCUGUUCCAGAGAAUGCCAACAAGUCGGCAACUGAAGAGGACUCUGAAAGGUACACUGGCCCUUCUGGAUGUGACGGCAGGUUUCCUCUUAGAGGGCGUACCCACAAGUCGAAGGUUCAUGAUUUCUUCCUCACAUCAGCCGGUAGCACAGUGGCAAUUGAUAACAAGAUUGAGCAAGCUAUGGACCUGGUGAAGAGCCACUUGAUGUUUGCCGUACGCGAGGAGGUGGACGUGCUCAAGGAGAAGAUUACGGAACUACUGGACCGCAUCUCCCAGCUGGAAUACGAGAACGGGAUCCUGCGGGCCCACGCAACGCCCGAGACGCUCAGCAGACUCUCGCAGCCGCCCCAGCAGCCUCAGCAGCAGCUACCUCAACAGGCAGUGCAGCAGCAACAACAGCAGCCGACAUAGCCGAGACCCCCUACUGUACAUAGAGGACACUGUUAGAAGUGGAGGAGGAGCAGAGUGUGAGAGCGAUGCGCCCUAGGUGUAUAUAGAUGCAACUUUGAAAAUGAACCGGAGUGUGUGUGUGUGUGGCAGGAAAAUGGACGUGGCAGGAAAAUGGACGUGGCAUGCAUAAAAACUUUGGUGACCCCCCUACGUUCCCGUCAUCUAUCAAGUUCUGCUUCCCUCUCCCUUUUUUAAAAAAGAAAAAGAAACAAGCGUCGCCUGUUUGUCGUUCAGUCUCUUUUUUUUUCUUCUUCUUUUCCCCUUUGUCGACCACCUGCAGUGCUUCUUUUUUUCUUCUUCCAAAGGUACUAUUCUGGUCACACGUUGUCUUCAAUUGCAGUGUUUUCGAGUAUGCUCAAAAGAAAAGUGAAAUGGUGGGAUAAUAUAGAUGAUUGUUUUUUUCUGUUACAGUGCUGCUGUCUAGUUUCUUCACAUGUCUCAUGUUUUUAAGGUAUUAGUGAAGUUAAAAAGCGUGUUGUUCAGUCAGCAAUGCAGUGUCGGAUUUACGCUCUACAAGAGAAAGUGCUCGAGUGGACUCUCUUAUUAGAGGUGCAAUGGAGACAGCCAAGUGUUGUGGCCUCUGGGGAACUUCUUGAGUAAGUUCUCGUGGGACUCAUAGCCUUGCUCAAAGUGCCAGAAAAUAUGGAGUUCCUCAGAGAAACCUCAGAGGAGUUUUUCCUCGGUGCUUCCGCAGUGCUUUCGGGGGUUCCUUCUUGCACUUUUUGCUUGUUUUUUGAGCGUAGAGGUACAGUUUCUAGUCCUGCUCAGGCUAGCUGUUGCGCGUGGGAAGCGUUCUUUUGCGAAAAUCGGUUGCAAGUGUCGUGAACAGAGCUGCAGAUGUACGAGCGACUGAGAAAGCUGGACUCUCUCGGCUUUAACGAUAGUAGGAAUGUAUUUAGUCUGGUUGGCAGUUUUGUCUAUGUCAUCGUAUUUUUUGACGAGGAGGGAGCAGCGCGGAAGAAUCGCUCUCUUGGAGGGACUGUGCAUUACCCCCCCUUUGAUGCAAGAUGCAACCUGUAUUUUUGUAUGUAUGCAGGCAACUUCCACAUUACACUCAUUUGUCCUGAAGGA
Messenger RNA from Ornithodoros turicata, 3289 nucleotides. Its product is annotated as TSC22 domain family protein 2-like. The transcript is spliced from 4 exons. Bases 710 to 2179 code for a protein of 489 amino acids. Gene Ontology annotation, cellular component: cytosol; nucleus. Gene Ontology annotation, biological process: negative regulation of apoptotic process; regulation of transcription by RNA polymerase II; positive regulation of cell population proliferation. The record is from RefSeq and is a predicted model, not a curated record. NCBI's taxonomy places the organism in Eukaryota, Metazoa, Arthropoda, Arachnida, Ixodida, Argasidae.